AUGGAGGCCGUUGCCGUGCAAGAUUUGCCGCAUAACCCAUACCCGUACGAGGAAUUGCAGGGCCCGAGUCACUUCCGGUUAUUCAACCUGCUCUCCGAAGAUGAUCCCGAGGCUGCAGUCCGAGGUGAGAUCCUCCAGGUCUCGCCCAGCGAUGGUGUGCAAUACGAGGCCUUGUCCUACUACUGGGGUACGCGGUCCAGCAUCGAGCCAACGGUGUCGAUUGCAGGCCUGUCCAUCCCCAUCACGGACAAUCUCUAUGCUGCCUUGCUUCGACUGAGAAGGACGCAUGCUCUGGGUCGAUGCAAUUUGUAUAAAUCAGGCGGAUCUGCCCGAGCGAGCGCAGCAAGUCCGUCAGAUGCGGCAGAUCUAUCGAAAAGCCUCUCGGGUCCUCGUUUGGCUUGGAGAGUCGGAGGACGAGACACUGGCUGGCCUUCGCUUCCUCCAGGAGAUUGGCUCAGGCUUUUCGGCUUUUACAACGCUAGACUGCAGACACGGCAACCUGGCAGCCCCAAAGAUCUAUGGCGGUCGACCUGGACAGAGUAUCUUGAUGAACAGCGGCUAGAUUCUAUCCAUAAGACCCAAUACAAGGAUCUGCUUGCUGUCACUCACCUGCUGGAGAGGGCCUGGUUCGGACGGGCCUGGGUUAUCCAGGAGUUCGCCGUCAAUGACAUCGUUAGGUUCACCUGUGGUGAGGUAGACAUUCCGCACAACGAACUAAGAAGAGGCUUCUAUGCAUUCACAAGGACUCCACUGCACCAUCAAGUCGUACAAAAGCCUUCAGACGUCCAUAAUUUCCGGCACCUGGAGACCCUUGUUGCUGCAACUGAUGUCGAUGAUGAGCGUCCAAAAGAGCUGCAGCUGCUCAAAUACCUCAUCGCCUCCCGGGAGUUCGGCGCUCAGGACCCACGGGACAAGGUGUUCGCUCUGGCUGGCAUGGCACUUGACGGGACCCGCACGCCUUUCGAGCCGAACUACGACUCCGACCAUGGUGUGGAGCUUCUAUAUCACCGUGUAGCCGUCCAUUACAUUGCAGCUGGCUCGUUGACGGAGGUGCUGAUGGAAGCUGGCAGCAAUUAUUCGACCGACGUGGAGGAGCGCAAUCGGUUCGACACGCGGAUGCCGUCGUGGGUGCCGGAUUGGAGGCAGUAUGUUUCUCCCCGGCGUAUGUUGAACAACUCAGUUGCACGGGAGCUUCCACCAUCAUUUGAGCUCUCGGAGGAUGGCAUGGUCCUGAAGGUCCGAUGUUACGUUCUCGACACGAUCCAAGUGGCCGUCAGUAGUCGAGCCUUUCGCGAUGGAUACGACUUGGUGUACACAGAGUCGUCGAACAUGCUAGGCGCUGAGGAUGGAACUGUGGCAGCGAAAGUCCCGCAGUUCCUCUCCGACCUACGAAGAACCUUCUGCAACCGCCUUCAGGCCUACGUCUCCGCCCGCUACAGAGACGGCUCGAACUACUGCAAUGGGCAGUCUGCAGCUGAAGCGCUCAGACGAACAUUGUACUGCAACGGCUCCGGACCCUUCACAGUGGCUGGCCACGUUACCAAUGAGGCUCGGACCCAGUACGACGAUUCUGUAGCACAUUGGCUGGAGCAUGGAGGACUGAUUCCUUAUAAUUCCUCAGUGGCCCCGUCGAUGCCUCCUUUCCGACGAGACUUCUUGAUGACGGAACGAGGGUAUAUUGGAUGGGGGCCGAUGGAUGUUCGGAAAGACGAUCUUGUAGUCGUUGUUCACGGGAUGCCUUCGCCGAGUAUAUUGAGGAGGGUGAACGAUGAACGCUUUUGCUUAUUGGGGGAUAGCUAUGUUCAUGGUUUUAUGGAUGGGGAGGUGGUUGGCAAUGGGUCGUUCGAAGCAAGUGAUAUAAGCUUGGUAUGA
Molecule: messenger RNA, 1872 nt
Organism: Saxophila tyrrhenica
Lineage: Eukaryota; Fungi; Ascomycota; Dothideomycetes; Mycosphaerellales; Extremaceae
Exons: 3
Coding region: 1-1872 (623 amino acids)
Source: RefSeq, a predicted model, not a curated record